AUGAAAAUGCCGGGUGCAGAUCGUUUAUCCAAGUCCUAUGCUAUUGUAAAAAAUUUACAAAUUCGUUCGUUAAAAGUAAAUGGAUUGCCACUGACGAGAGAUGGUCCACAUAGCAGUUCCGUUGAUGAAAUAAUUGAACAGUUAGAAAUGGCAAAGCAGUCAAUUGGCAACGAAAUGGAAAAGCAAUUCAAGAUGAAUCCAAUAACAGAGACUGUACUAAAUGAAGAUCAGGAUUUGCCGGAUAAUUUUAAUGUACACAAUACUGAAUUGAAUGAUAAAUUUGAAGAUAUGCUUAGGCGUAUUGAUCAACUUCAACAACAAAUUGAAGCAGUUCGUAUGGAAUGUAAAGAAGAAAGAGCAAAUAGAUUGAAAUUAUCAGAAGAAAUGGAUCAAAAAUACAAUUAUGUACUCGAACGAAUUGCUUCUUUGGAGAAAAAAUUACAAGAGAGCUUUGGAAAUAACCAGAUAAACAUGGAUAUUACACAAAAUGCUUUGCCUUCCGAACAGACCUAUGAACUGAUCAACCAAAAUGAUGAUAAUAUUCCUUUGGUUGAUUCUGAGGAUAUUUCAAUCGACAACGAUAUUUCUAUAAUGCCUCAACUCGAAAAAGCUACAGAUUCUCAAUUAGAUGUUGAAAUUAUUGGCGAAGUCUUACAUGAUUAUAAGAUUGGAUUACCUGCGUUUAAAAAAGAGAGUGCAUCGAAUCAGCUUACUGAAUGGCCUGUUUUAACGUUGGAAAGUGAUUAUUCUGAAAAUAAUGAUAAAACCAGUUCACGAAAGACUGUAAGUUCUCAUACAUUCUCGGGUAUUGAACCUUAA
This is a messenger RNA of Meloidogyne enterolobii, 819 nucleotides long. The record is from the annotation of a GenBank genome assembly. NCBI's taxonomy places the organism in Eukaryota, Metazoa, Nematoda, Chromadorea, Rhabditida, Meloidogynidae.